Molecule: messenger RNA, 1434 nt
Organism: Letharia columbiana
Lineage: Eukaryota; Fungi; Ascomycota; Lecanoromycetes; Lecanorales; Parmeliaceae
Exons: 4
Coding region: 1-1434 (477 amino acids)
Source: RefSeq, a predicted model, not a curated record
AUGGGUAAUGACUACAUGACUGAUACCGCAGGGCCAUCGUGGUCCUUGACCAAAGACACUUUGCUUCAACAUUCUAUCUUCACCCAUCAGAUCCCUUCUCAGUCUACGCCACUGAACCAGCCUUCGACCUCAACCCCACCUCACGACCCUCCUUCGCGCUCUCCCUCCCCCCUCGAUCUCUCUCCUCGAAGACCCGAGGGAGUCGACAUCGCUGACGCCUCAUUCACACCUCUUACACCAGUCGAUCCUGAUAGCUUUCAAGACUUCGACUUGUCGGAUUGGCACUCAGAGUGCCUCAGACCUGACUCACAAUCACUUUGCUCAGAAACCGCUUCCUUUGCGAUGAACGUCUCAACUGUUCGUGCGAACCUUAAAUCGAGAGGCUUCUACUACGAUGACGAAGAUGCAUUAGCAAGAGGUGGACAAGCAAUUAAAGACAAGGCACGUGAGAUUAUUACAUCGCAGAGGAAUUCACCAACGUCAAGUGACAACGCACUAUUGCUGAAGGCAGCCAUUCGCAAAUACUGUGGCUCUACGGAAAGAACGCUUGUGUUCAAUGUCUGGUGCAUCCUACGACAGCAAAAGCUCCGUGACAUUACUGAGAAGCCGCUUUCGCCACAGGGAGAAGACAAUGCAUUGGCAUGGGUGAAACGAGCCUGGAGCAUGGAUUUCCUUGACUGCGUCUUCGAAGCCGACCUUAACAAAGAUAUGAUACCCGACACUUCACAUACGGGCAGCAAAACCACGGACAUCAUGUUUAAAGAUCUACCUCGCAUAGAACAACCCCGCCCUGAUGUCACGUACGGCUUGUGGAAAGCAGACAUCGAUUCACCCUGUCGUGGUAUCCUCGACACCUACCACUGUGAGCUUGCGAAGGAUGUCGAGUUGCCCUGGUUUCUAGUGGAAGUCAAAACGCUGAACGCGGUGGUCGGAGAAGCGGAGAAUCAAUGUAUCCGUGGGGGUGCAGUGCUAGUCAACGGGCAUCAUCAGUGGAACCGAGUCGCGGACGGCGGAAAGCAUUCCCUGGAUCUGAGUAAGAAGGAGAAGGAAGAGGAGCACGAUAGGCUCAUCGCGAAAAGGGAGAAAGCCGGGACUGCUUACGAUAAACUACAAAGUACCGCGGAUUCCGCAACGCUUGCCUUCUCUCUCGCCUUUUCCCCAUCAACCGCAACGAUGCAUGUGCACUGGCGGGAGGAAUGGGAGAACGGGGUGGAGCACUGGCACGCCCACACGAUACAGACCUAUGCGAUGCGGACUGAGCAUAGGGAUUACGAACAGCUCGGCAUGCAUAUGACGAACAUCAUGGAUUGGGGGUGCAGGACGCGUCGGAUGGAGAUUGAAAAGCAGGCAAAGGUCAUUGCAAAGCGCAAGUACCCGGGUAUUGACGAGAAUGAGGUCUGCUUCGCGCCCAAUAAGCGGCAGAAAUCGGGCUAA